GUUCUCAGCUGAUCAAGUUCAUUCCUGAUUCUCUUCUGUGAUUGGCUGAGCUUCAGGCCUUCUCUCAGUGCACGUUUCCAUGUCGGGGUGUAGGUGGAGCUUUGUGUGUGCCGCAGCAGCCGCCUCCAACCGGAGCGCUCGGGCGUGAAACUAGGAGGAAAGCCGACGUCCUCCUCUUUCCUCAGAAGUGAUCUGUGGCCGGCCGGACUUCAUUCCACAGAUGUGCUUUAACAAAGUGUGAAGCUGAACUCUGAGCUGUGACAGUGAAGCAGUGUGAGAGUGUCAGUAGAUGAUCAGCAGAGGAAAGUGAAGCUGCUGUGAGCUGAUGUCCUGAAGGGCUUUUAAAGAGUCUCUGAGUUUGACAGGAACAUGAAGAUGUUUGUGGUGUUUGUGAUCCUCCUGCACGUUUCCCAGCAUGCCCUGGCUCUGGUGGUGGAGGUGAAUGAGGGGGAAGACUAUGUCCUGCUGCCCUGUCGGUACUCCAGUAUUAUACCUGAGACAAAUCCCACUGUGACGUGGACUCGCAAUGAUCUUGAUCUGAAAUCUAUUCACCUACGACGAGAACGAGGAGAUGAUCUUACAGGACAAAACCAGCGUUACAGCAGACGCACAUCAAUGAGGUCUGACGCUCUGGACACUGGAGACUUCAGCCUCCGUCUGAGAAAACCAGAAGUAUAUGACAGCGGCAACUACACCUGCACCCUCAGUUAUGGAAACCAUGGAGUAGAACGUAGACUGACAGACAUAGAGCUGGAGGUCAAAGACCAGCAGGUGAUUGUGAAGGUGGUAGAAGGAUCGGAGUCUGCCAUCUUGCCCUGCAAAACGACAGCUGACCUCUCACAGGAUGCCACGGUUGAGUGGACUCGCUCUGAUGUAGACUUUAUGUUGGUCCAUGUGUAUUCAAAGACACGUAACACCAUCAGGGAACAGGAUGGCUUUUACAGAGUCCGAACGAUGAUGAAUGAAGACCCACUGAGAACAGGAGACCUCAGUCUGACCCUGAAAUACCCCACAGAUGGAGACAGUGGAGGAUACGUUUGCACCAUCUACAGGGACAAAGACAUCCUUAGACAGAAAGUAGUGCUGCAGGUCAAAGAACGAUCUUGGGCCAAAGUUCUAGUGGCACUUCUGGUUCUCCUGGUUCUUGUUGUGGUUUCUGGAGGUCUUUUAUUUCAUUUCCGGCACUAUUUCAUGUCAGGUGAGUGUCUCCUACUACACUACCCAUAAUGCCGAUGGUCAGCAGGUGUCCUCUGGUGGCUCCUUGACUGCGGCUCACACAAACUUGUUCCAGAAGCUGAAAGAGUUGAGAGUUACAAACAGCUGAUACAGAGAGCUGAAGAGAAACUUCCAGGUUUGUUCCAGAAGUCAGAAAACCUCCUUCA
Haplochromis burtoni (Burton's mouthbrooder) is the source of this 1382-nucleotide messenger RNA. RefSeq lists its product as uncharacterized. The transcript is spliced from 4 exons. Bases 370 to 1227 code for a protein of 285 amino acids. Lineage: Eukaryota; Metazoa; Chordata; Actinopteri; Cichliformes; Cichlidae. Gene Ontology annotation, biological process: negative regulation of T cell proliferation; cellular response to lipopolysaccharide; positive regulation of T cell proliferation. Gene Ontology annotation, cellular component: external side of plasma membrane. The record is from RefSeq and is a predicted model, not a curated record.